AUGGAUGCAUUACGGUUUCUAAAUGAUGAUAAUAAGGGUGGUGAUGGCACUUUCUUUCCAACAGAUUCGGGACCAAGCCCACCUGGUGUAGGACAUCCUAUUAAGGGUGGUGAUGGCACUUUCUUUCCAACAGAUUCGGGACCAAGCCCACCUGGUGUAGGACAUCCUAUUAAGGGUGGUGAUGAUUCGGGACCUAGCCCACCUGGUGUAGGACAUCCUAAUAAGGGUGGUGAUGACACUUUCUAUCCAACAGAUUCAGGACCAAGCCCACCUGGUGUAGGACAUCCUAAUAAGGGUGGUGAUGAUUCGGGACCUAGCCCACCUGGUGUAGGACAUCCUAAUAAGGGUGGUGAUGACACUUUCUAUCCAACAGAUUCAGGACCAAGCCCACCUGGUGUAGGACAUCCUAAUAAGGGUGGUGAUGAUUCGGGACCUAGCCCACCUGGUGUAGGACAUCCUAAUAAAGGUGUUGAUGACACUUUGUUUCCAACAGAUUCGGGACCAAGCCCACCUGGUGUAGGACAUCCUAAUAAGGGUGGUGAUGGCACUUUCUUUCCAACAGAUUCAGGACCAAGCCCACCUGGGGUAGGACAUCCUAAUAAGGGUGAUUCGGGACCUAGCCCACCUGGUGUAGGACAUCCUAAUAAGGAUAGUGAUGACACUUUCUUUCCAACAGAUUCGGGACCUAGCCCACCUGGUGUAGGACAUCCCAGGACUACAUAUUUUUAUAUGAAUUAA
Trifolium pratense (red clover) is the source of this 738-nucleotide messenger RNA. Its product is annotated as basic proline-rich protein-like. The record is from RefSeq and is a predicted model, not a curated record. The transcript is spliced from 5 exons. Bases 1 to 738 code for a protein of 245 amino acids. Lineage: Eukaryota; Viridiplantae; Streptophyta; Magnoliopsida; Fabales; Fabaceae.